Messenger RNA from Caenorhabditis auriculariae, 3190 nucleotides. The record is from the annotation of a GenBank genome assembly. NCBI's taxonomy places the organism in Eukaryota, Metazoa, Nematoda, Chromadorea, Rhabditida, Rhabditidae.
AUGAAAGUGGCCUACUCUUCCGUUUGGCGUUCUUCCAAUCCUAAGGUCGGAAUCGUUCUCUUACUGAUGUGCGUGGCUGGCACAUUGUGUAAGUAACUACUUUGUGUUUGAAAUCGGUCAAGCCCUGCAGAUUUGACUCGAAAAACUGCACCUGAUUGGAAGUGUCUCCAGAAGUCCAGGCUAUGUGAGUAGGGCUUCUAUUUUGAUUCAAAAAUUCCUUUUUUCAGCGCCAGGAAAGCUGUCCGAUGGCUCCACAAACCUCGGCGAGAAGUUCGUCGUCAAGUAUGUUUUAUUCUGGUUUUUGGUCAUCUGAGCUCCAUUUAAAACUCUUUCUCAAGCUUCAGCAAGGCGCUUCUACCAGCUGAUAUCUCUGAUCUGAAGCCCAUUCCGCGCCAGCUUUCCCUUUUUCUACCCCCUAAGACCGUACCGUACUAAAUUGGAUCACAGUUGAUCUUAAUUCACUUCUAAAUUUUCGUUUUUUGCUGUCGUUUUCUCAGUUUAGGAGAGCAAAAGCGCAAAAAAAAGAACUGUGUUUACGGUUGCUUUUUUUUUGCUUUUUUUUUUUCGAAAUUCGAUCAUCUCGAACCCACUAUUUCGAGCUGUUUUCAAUAUCUCCUUGAAGCGCUUUAUCAUUUUUUUUUUGUUGGUUUUGAGCGCAUUGUAGACAGGAAAUUACUUAUUAUUGAAAUCAACUUGAUUCAUAUAAAAAUUUCUAAAGAACUCAUCUCAUUCUUUUUUUUUUUGACUCAACUAUUUGAAUGUUUAUAAUAAGUUUUGAGGUUUGCGGAUGCGACAUCGACUUUUCAUUGGACCCACACUCCUCGAAGCAAGACGUGCUCUCAUCAAAAGCGACAUCGCGUCGACGUCUUCGCUGUGGUUUUGUCGCGGCCAGACUCCUUCAGUGCCAGAAUCGCUAUUCGCGAUACUUGGAUGAAUCCGCGUCUGUCGCAAAGCAUUUCGGUUCGUUAGUUAUUUUCAAACUUUUUUAUUUACAGUCAAAAUGUCUGGAGAUGUUCCAAAAAAGAAUUCAUAGAGUCAAUAAAACUCUACGGUAUGAGAAACUGACUCAUUGAAGAAAAUUUGAUCCGAUCGUAGAUCAUCGGAAUCAAUACAGCGUAGAUAUCUUAAGAUUGUGUAGGAUGCCGGCUUUUAAAAGGAAAAUGGAAAAGGUUUCAUUAAUUUUGCUCCCUUCUGACAUUUUCCGAGUACUUUUUUAGUCUCAAGGAAACUCGAACUAGCGUUGUAAUGAUCCUGGGGAACGACUCUCAAAAGUUGAGCAGUUGUUUUUACUCACUUCUCUUCCUACUGGAAUAAGACUUGUUUUUCAUAUUUAGGAGGGGCAAAUCCGCGGCGUUUUUCUCGUGGGACGCCAUCCCGACGAAAGGAUUAUGAAGCUGGUAGCCGAAGAAGCUCAAGAAUUCGAUGACGUAGUACUUGUCGACAUCAACGACAACUACAUGAAUCUUCCUUAUAAAGUGAGGAAAGUGAGAAGUUUCAACAGCGAAAAGUUACCUCGGCAAAAACGUUUGAAGAGAGCAUAGUUGAAUAAGUUUAUAACCCCUUGCAUGUUAGAAAUUUUCGUUACGAAUGUAUGUUUAUUCCAAAUCGAAAUUGUUUCGAAGUUGAUUUUGAUUUCCGCGAAAGUACUUUGAACACGGCAAAAACUGUACGAACUGAAAUUAUUAUUCUCUGAACUUUACUUCAAAAUAAAAUACUUCUUAGAUAGAAAUUAAGAUUGCUUGGAAUCUUCUUAAAUAAUUAUUUUGAAAACAUAACUCUAACCAGACUUAUUGAAAAAAUAGAAUAAUCUCCGAGGCUUCAAUCACAUAGGUUUCAGUGGCAUAAACAAGUAAUUGUCGGUAAAAUCAAAAAGAAGUUUCUCACAUCAGGAAAUGACAAAAAAGGGACUCAAUUUUUCACAACAACAAAAAAAUCCAUUUCUGAACUCAGAUGACCAUUUUCCCUUAUCCUGUUUAUCACAACUCUUCUCGACAUUGAUCUUUUUUUUCUUUUUUUUAAUACUAUUUUUUUUCAAUUUUGUUCUCAGAUUUAUUUGCUGGAAAAUGUUCCAAUUAUUUUUUUGAAGUAAAGUAAUAGGGUGACUUCUGACGAUGGGUCUUCUCUGUUGUCAGUUUACCGGCAAAUUAGGCAUUUUUCAAGAACUCUGUUUUUCGUGAAAUUAUAAAUAACUUUCUCGAGAAGUUUUGAAGUUUCUGUUCAUUUUUCAUGCGGUUUUCAGCUUUCUAUCGGUUUUCUCAAAAGUGGAACGAAAUUUCAGAGCAUAGCUGCGUUUCUCUAUGCAGCGAAAGACUGUCCGGAGAGUCCGCUGGUGAUGAAAAUCGACGAGGACGUGCUUCUGAUGCCCGAUAUGCUGUACGAGAAGAUUCGCGACGGAACUAUUUCGACGAACCUUUCUGAAUCCGCCGCCUAUGGUCAUUUGACCGAUUUUGGUGUUCUGCCGAUUCGCGACUCGCGGGAUAAAUGGUUUUGGCCGGCUCACGGCAUUCCGAACUCUUUAUUUUCGAGGUACUCGUCGAUCGAGGCAUUCCCUUGUCCAGCCAUGCCUCCCUACAUCUCCGGACCCAUGUACAUCUUGACGGCUAAGGCUGCCUCGGAAAUUCUUUCUGGAACGGCUCGUCGCAAUUUUCUCACGGUUUGUUGCCUAUCCUUGAAGUGGGCAGCUCUAGCGGUGCCAGCCUCUACGAAAGAAUACGAAAUAUUGUUUAUUUGAAAAAUAGCUCCAAUAAUUGUCCAGCAAAAUAAGUCUUCAUGUUUCUUUGUGUGGAUCGACCUUCCCAUGUGUAAUCUGUCAUUUUCAAGCCCCCUGUCAAGAGAUUCUUUGCAGUGACAAUAUUUUUUCUCGCAUUUUCCUUCAUUUACCUUGCAGAUAGAAGACGUUCUGAUCACAGGUAUAUUGGCCCACGACUUUUCCGUCGCACUCGUCAACCUUCCUCAUGUUUUCUACUUGCCUUCCUCGGUUUGAUCUUUUCUGUCAAUAAGAAAUCUUCAAUAAUAUAUAUUCUUGGGAGUGUUAACUGACUUUUUCUGUGCGAAAAAUAGUUUUUUUUUUCAGUCAAGCGCCGAUGAGACGACUCCUCUGGUGUCCUGGCAUGGCAUCAAAGAUCCACAAAAGUUCCGUGACCUUUUCCACAAGUUUCUGAUCUCUCGAUGUCCUCCUUGCCAAGUUUGA